AUGCGGUUGGUCAGCAUAGUCUCUGUUAUCAAGACUCAUCUCGCCACUCUUGAAUCUCCUUCUCAACCGACUGAUGCUAUCCCGGCACAUAUGGUUCCCUCCGAUGCCGACUUUCUUGCUGCCCUGAAGGUCCUGCGAUAUCUACAGCUUCCUCAAAUCGCUUUGUCUUCUGAUCCGGCCACCCCUAUCGAAUCUGUUGUUGCACACAUCGAAAGCCACUGGCCAGUUAUCUCUGCUGGUGCCCGUGGUGCAGCAAACAAGAAAGAAGACCUUGCUACAUAUACCGAUACGUCAUCAAUGCUCCUCAUCACCUCUACCCAGCUUUUGCUGGAAUGUCUGAAAGAUGGUAAUAAGCCUCCAAAAUUGGACAUCCUGUUCAACAACGCCGCUCAGACGCUGACCGAUUCCACGGAGAAGGAACAGGCGAGCAUACAGAGAGAGAUCAGCCUCCAAAGCAGUGCGUUGGCGGGCCUAAUUCUAGGAGGCUCAUAUUCACCUCGAAUCAAGGUCAACGACGAGUUUAAGGCCAUUUCUAUCAUCUCCCAGGAUACGUUAUCAUCGUGGACUCAGCGCAUAUCGGACAUCCCCUACGAAGAUGUCAUCUCCGCUCACAGCGUCAAUACAUUCGUCCCUUUCAUCCUCGUCCGAGAGUUGCUGCCCUUCAUGUCCGCUCCAGCACUGACAUCUCCCUCCGAUUCACACUCGCAGCGUGAUGAUGCCGCGCCAUCGAAGCCUUUUGGAUAUAUCAUUAACGUUUCCUCGCGCGAAGGUCUAUUCGAAGACAGCCCGGACCACAGGGCGAAGGAUGGAUACCACGUCCAUACAAAUAUGUCAAAGGCAGCACUGAACAUGCUUACCGAGACUGAGGCAGGGCCCGCAUGGAAGAACGGCCGCGUCGCGAUGAACACUGUCGAUCCAGGCUACAUGAGUGCUGAUCCAGUCUUCAUGGAGAAGCAAGCUCCACCCAUACGAACGCCUCAUCGUGUAUGCGCCUCUUCCCCGUCAUUCUGGGCCUCUGCGAAGACACUUCUUCGUCUUCCGACUGGCGCGACGAGUCUCCGAACAUCCAACUUAUUCACGCAGGCCUUCACUGCCCGCUCUUCUGGGGCCUAUUUAACUCCUCAUGCUUCAGUGGCGAACAUGCAGCUUAGCAAUAUAGCCACUUUCCUGACCCUCGCCCUCGCAGCCCUCGCAACGACGCCGUCUAUUCGAGAACCUGAAAAAUGGCGCAAUCGUCAACCCAGGAACAACCUUCAACUUCUCCUACCAAUACAUUGUAGACUACGGAACCUCAAGUUAUAA
Cyclocybe aegerita is the source of this 1302-nucleotide messenger RNA. The record is from the annotation of a GenBank genome assembly. NCBI's taxonomy places the organism in Eukaryota, Fungi, Basidiomycota, Agaricomycetes, Agaricales, Hemipholiotaceae.